Messenger RNA from Pieris rapae (cabbage white), 687 nucleotides. Its product is annotated as insulin-like growth factor 2 mRNA-binding protein 1. Bases 1 to 687 code for a protein of 228 amino acids. The transcript is spliced from 4 exons. Gene Ontology annotation, molecular function: mRNA 3'-UTR binding. Gene Ontology annotation, cellular component: cytosol; cytoplasm; nucleus. Gene Ontology annotation, biological process: regulation of gene expression; nervous system development. The record is from RefSeq and is a predicted model, not a curated record. NCBI's taxonomy places the organism in Eukaryota, Metazoa, Arthropoda, Insecta, Lepidoptera, Pieridae.
AUGUCGACUCGCUACUGCGGCGCCCCACCACCCUUCCCACCGCCCAUUUACGCGCCCCUUAGCGGCCAGGGCGGCGCUCAGCAGGGCGCUGGUGAUUCGCAGGAGACUACCUACCUGUACAUACCCAAUAACGCCGUGGGAGCGAUUAUCGGCACCAAGGGCUCGCACAUCCGCAACAUUAUUCGCUUCAGCAACGCUUCGGUCAAAAUUGCUCCGCUCGAGCAGGACAAGGGCGAAGGGAACGCCGGAGCCGGAGCCGCCGUUGCGGCCGCCGCUCAGCAAGAGAGGAAGGUGACCAUCGUCGGCAGCCCCGAAGCUCAGUGGAAGGCGCAGUACCUGAUUUUUGAGAAGAUGCGCGAGGAGGGCUUCAUGUCUGGCUCUGACGAUGUGCGGCUCACCGUCGAAAUAGUCGUGGCUUCGUCCCAAGUCGGACGUAUCAUAGGAAAGGGUGGCCAAAAUGUCCGCGAACUGCAACGCGUCACCGGGUCGGUGAUCAAGCUUCCCGAACAAGCUCAGCCGGCGGCUGCGAUCGCUCAGGACCAUGAGACUACUGUCCACAUCGUCGGGCCGUUCUACAGUGUGCAGUCUGCUCAGCGGCGCAUCCGCGCCAUGGUGGCUCAGGCGAGUGCGCCGGGUCGGCACCGCCGUGCUGCGCAGCCGCCGCCGCCGCCUCCCCAGCAGCAGUAG